This is a messenger RNA of Ornithodoros turicata, 1592 nucleotides long. RefSeq names its product DGAT1/2-independent enzyme synthesizing storage lipids-like. The transcript is spliced from 7 exons. Gene Ontology annotation, molecular function: acyltransferase activity. The record is from RefSeq and is a predicted model, not a curated record. NCBI's taxonomy places the organism in Eukaryota, Metazoa, Arthropoda, Arachnida, Ixodida, Argasidae. The coding region runs from base 294 to 1268 and encodes 324 amino acids.
AGUUUUGAUUUUAUAUUUGGCAAAGGGCUAACUUAUUUAAUGCAGUUUCCUCAUGCGUUCAAGGACUACGAUGCCGGCAACUCCAGCCGACGAGGUGGUUCACAAAGACUGCUGAGCUUGCAUCCUAUGUGACCCAAUACAAUUGAUCCGUAUCUAGCACAAGGAUUGGUGUCAUUUGCGCCUGGAUCAAAUUUGUCCUUCGCCGCCACAAGCGACCAAAUAAUAUGUGGCUCUACGGCUUCUUCCGUUGACAGGUAAAGCAGCACCAAUUUGUCUGAAAAGGUCGUCAGAAGAUGUCUUCAGGUCCGGGACUUACGGAGCGGAUCAGUGACACGGUGUAUUCGUACCUGAAGGAAGCAAUAUUCGAUAGGGUAUCCGACCUGGACUACUUUAACUGGCUUGUUUGGUUGUUUACGCCUGUAGUGGUGGCUUUUAUUUUGCCCCUCCUUAUCAUCUUCCUGUUGUACAUUUCCAUUUUGUUCCUGCACCUGUACCGGCACCGGCUGCGUCUGAGAGAUGCCUACGCUAGGGACUUUUGGGACGGUGCCCGGUACACGCUGGCUCUCCUAUGGAGUGGUCAUGCCUGGAUAUGGCACGGUUACGAGGUGCAAGGUAUGGAGAACAUUCCAAGUGACGGUGGCGCCCUCUUGGUUUACUACCACGGUGCAAUUCCCAUAGACUACUAUUACCUGGUGGCUGCGGUUAUCCUACACAAGCAAAGGUUGAUAAGGGCCGUGGGCGACAGGUUCCUCUUCAUGGUGCCAGGCUUCAAAAUUCUCACGGACGUCUUCAAGGUGUCACCAGGAUCAAUUCAGAGUUGCUCUCAGGUGCUAAAAGAUGGCAACCUGCUGGCCAUCGCUCCCGGUGGAGUGCUCGAGGCGCAGUUUGGAGAUGAAAAUUAUCAACUUAUGUGGAAGAAACGCAUGGGUUUCGCCAAAGCAGCGAUCGACGCGCAGGCCCCCAUCAUCCCGGUGUUCACCCAAAACGUCCGUGAAGCCUUUCGUUCUCUUUCCUACGGGAGAGGAUUUUUAAAGAAGAUCUACGACAAGACCAGGCUCCCCAUUGUACCGAUCUAUGGGGGAUUUCCUGUUAAAUUAAGGACCGUGAUAGGCAAACCAAUUCCAUUUGAUCCUGCCAUGACUCCAGCUGAACUUGCUCAAAAGGCUGCUGAAGCGGUUGAAGCGCUGAUCCAGCGGCACCAGCGAAUACCGGGCAGCAUCCUGAGAGCGCUGCUCGACAGGUUCUACGAGAGGCCCAAGGUUCCGUAGCGACGCUUCCCCCGUGACGGUUUACAGCCUUUUUGCAUACCACAGAGGGUUUUUAGGAUGUACAUACUAUUCAUAAUUAUUUUGGGACAGCGCCACCUGGGUGAUGGAAUAACUCCCGUUGUUGUCAUGUGAUCAUUAUUUAUAUAUACACAUACAUUUUUAUAAAUGGGGAGCUUGCUGCACUUUUGGAAGGUGCAGGUCUAGGUUCUUUUUUGUUUCAGCUUUUGUUUGCUGUACCAUGUUGGACAUAUUUUGGUUUUAGACACUUUAUACCAUGUUUUCCGAGUAUGCUUUUGCAAUAAAAAAAGCAGAAAGUUGCGUGCA